AUGUCGGAAUGGCCGAAAGCAUCGAUCAAUGAAGAAACAGCAGAAGAACUCCGACCGAGAGUGCUGCACCAUUACGUGGAAACAACCGGGGAUUUUUUGCGUCCUGAAAACUAUUCCAACUGGAACCGUCUACAGCGACUGACAGCCCUCACGCGAAGAUUUCUGACCAAUCUUAAGUGUAAAGUGAAAGACGAGCAUUUUCUUCGAGGGCCAUUGACGAGCGAAGAAUUAUUACUAGCCAGCAAUUAUCAAUACAAACGUGCUCAAUGCGAAUACUACAAAAAUGAGUUAGCGGCGUUGUCUGCAGGUAAACUCAAUUUACUGAAAAGCAGCUACUUACACAAGCUUAAUCCCUUUAUCGAUGACGCCGGUGUCAUGCGUAUACGCAGUCGCGUAGACGUUUGCGAUUUCGCUGGUGAGAAAACACAGUUUCCAAUUGUAUUGCCACGCCGGCAUCCACUUACCAAACUAGUGCUCCAGGAUAUCCAUGAAAAAUAUCAUCACCAGUGCAAUGAAACUUUCGUCAAUGAGGCUCGGAGGAAAUUUGACAUUCCUAGAGUACGUGUGGAAUGUGAUAGAGUCAGAAAAGAGUGUUCCCGUUGUAAAAUACGCCGAGCUAGGCCCGACCCACCAAUGAUGGCAGACCUACCCAAAGAACGAUUAGCAGCUUUCGUUCGUCCGUUUUCCUAUGUAGGGAUUGAUUUUUUUGGCCCGUACCAGGUCAUUGUUGGACGGCGAACGGAGAAGCGUUAUGGGGUAUUGAUCACCUGCUUGACUACAAGGGCAAUCCACAUUGAGAUAGCUCACUCUCUCUCGACCGACUCUUGCAUAAUGGCCCUCCGUAACUGCUUCAACAGACGAGGAACUCCACUGAAAAUAAUGAGCGAUAGAGGGACAAACUUCAUGGGAGCAUCGAAGGAGCUCGCUGCAGCGUUGGAGCGAGUGGACAGUCAUAAAAUUAUGACUGAAUUCACUACGCCGAACACAUCUUGGAGCUUCAAUCCACCGGCAUCCCCCCAUAUGGGCGGCAUAUGGGAGAGGAUGAUACAGGCGGUGAAAAAGGUACUCGAAGAGAUAAAACCCAAGCGUUUGCCAACCGAUGAAGUCGUCAGGAACCUCAUAGCCGAGGUCGAAUACGUAGUGAAUAACAGACCGUUAACUUAUGUUCCUGUUGACAAUGAAUCGUCGCCCGCUUUGACGCCAAACCAUUUUUUGUUUGGAUCAUCGGACGGUUCCAAACCUCUGGUAGCGUAUGACGAUAGUGUCCUCGCAUUGAAGCAGUCUUGGAAAACGUCACAGAUUCUCGCCAACUACUUUUGGAAGCGCUGGGUUCUCCAAUACACUCCUGUCAUCACACGCCGAACAAAGUGGUUUAACCCUGUAAAGCCGAUUUCUGUGGGAGACAUUGUUAUAAUCGUCGACUCGAAUCUCCCUAGAAAUUGCUGGCCUAAAGGCAAAAUAAUCCCAGUGAAAACUUCGAAGGACGGUCAGGUACGUUCAGCGACGGUUCGGACAAAAUCCGGGAUCUACGAAAGACCAGCAGUGAAAUUGGCGGUGCUAAACAUCGGGUCAAAUGAGAGUAUACUGAACCAUGAUUCAAUGGACCAGAGUUCAGCUACUGGGGGAGACUGUUGCGAACGCCCCUCGUUAGUGAGCACACCUCCAAAAUAG
Sabethes cyaneus is the source of this 1671-nucleotide messenger RNA. RefSeq lists its product as uncharacterized. The coding region runs from base 1 to 1671 and encodes 556 amino acids. The record is from RefSeq and is a predicted model, not a curated record. Gene Ontology annotation, biological process: DNA integration. NCBI's taxonomy places the organism in Eukaryota, Metazoa, Arthropoda, Insecta, Diptera, Culicidae. Gene Ontology annotation, molecular function: nucleic acid binding. The transcript has a single exon.